This is a messenger RNA of Aphanomyces astaci, 1632 nucleotides long. RefSeq lists its product as hypothetical. The coding region runs from base 14 to 1546 and encodes 510 amino acids. The transcript has 6 exons. NCBI's taxonomy places the organism in Eukaryota, Oomycota, Saprolegniomycetes, Saprolegniales, Verrucalvaceae. The record is from RefSeq and is a predicted model, not a curated record. Gene Ontology annotation, molecular function: protein binding.
UUUGGUGCGAAGAAUGUGGGGGCAAUUGGUCGGGUCGGUCGGGACAUUCGACCUCCGCCUGCCUGUGUGCCGCAUCGGCCGCAUCAGCGCCAAGGCCGACAUCGUCAUCCAAAAGCCAUGGAUCAGUGCAUUGCAAUGCACCAUUGCGUUGCGCGGAGGAGAAGGUAUCGGCGACAAGUCCGUGUGGCUCACAGAUAUGAGUUCCAACGGCGUCUACGUGAAUGGCGACAUGGUUGGCAAGUCUUUCGAGCGGCAGAUCUUCGAGAACGACGAGAUCUACUUCACCAAGCCGUCGUUGCACACCCCGAAUGUGGAACCGACGUUUUUCCGAUUCCGAUUCGCCGAUCAAGCGCAGUCCAUCCAUGUAACACCUCGGAAAGCCAAGCGGUCGGCCCCUCCAACGCCAGACUCAAAGGGCAGUGCCAAGAAGGUGUGCGUGGCGGCAUCGAGUAGUUCCACGGCCCAGCGGGACGAGUUGGUUGUGGGCACCGAAUCGAUGCUCAAGGCGAACCAGGAAUUGCGGCAGCGAUUGGUUGACGCGGGCAAUCGGGAGCGGGACCUCAUGGCCCAACUGCAGGACAUGCUCACAACUGUGCAACUACGGGAGCAAGAAAUGGACAAAUUAAGGGAUGACGUGGCAAAAGCUCGGGCCAGGGCUGUCGAGGACGACCACUUGCGGGUCGAAUACACUGCGCUCGAAUCAAAACACAAGCAGGCAGAAGCCAAGUGCGUCGACGUCGAGAUGUGUUGGGCAAAGGACAAGGAAGUUCUCAAGCAAUGCCAAGAUGAACUGGCCGCCACGCUGCGCUCUACGUUGAGCCUCAACCAUGUCGUGGACGUGUUGAAGGAAGAACUGCAAGAAGCCCAGGCCAAAGCCAGCUCCGCGACCCAAAGGGUGCGGCAACUUGAAAGCGACCACCAGAAACUGGCGCAUCAGCUGGACUUGGUGCAUCGCACGUCGGACCACGAGCACGAAACGAGUCGAGGCGCAAAGGAAGAGGUGCUAGUGAUGAAAGCCAGGUUUGCGUCGGCUCGCAACGCCUUCCGGCACAUGCAAACGUGCAUGGCGGCGUUGGGGGAACAGAUCGAUGUCGUCCCAGCACUCCUCGAUUACGACGACGAAGCAACCCGUGGAGAUGAAGAAGAUGAUGGAGACGAGGAGACGCAGUGUGUGCUCACAGAACGCUUUGCAAGAGCGGAAGGCGAACAAGAAGGCGAGGGGCAACAACAGAUGGACGACCAGCAUGCUUCUCCAAGAAGCGACGACGACGACGACGCGACCAAACAACUGGUAGACACGACCGAACCAGCGACCCUAUAUGUGAAAGAAGACAAGGAAGUAGAAGAGAAGGAUGAGGGAGCGGUGCGCCUGCCAACGAACAACGUUCCGGCCAAGGACGACGCGAGUACUAGUAGUAGUACUAGUAGUACUAGUGGGGCAGAGACGAGUCACCGGUGGCUGCAGCUGAAAAAAGACUCACCCGUGGCUUCGGUCGACGACUGCGGGCUCUUUGAUGAGUCGCAGGACGUGCGGCAUCAGUCAUGAGCCAGGCCGCUGUCUAUAUACUACUCAUCACUACUAUUAAUAGUUCCUCGCAUACUAAUGUCAAGAGGACAUUUGAGAUCUGUGCA